Myiozetetes cayanensis is the source of this 2187-nucleotide messenger RNA. It is a transcript of the gene GEMIN6, whose product is annotated as gem nuclear organelle associated protein 6. Lineage: Eukaryota; Metazoa; Chordata; Aves; Passeriformes; Tyrannidae. Gene Ontology annotation, cellular component: SMN complex; nucleus. The coding region runs from base 1347 to 1850 and encodes 167 amino acids. Gene Ontology annotation, biological process: spliceosomal complex assembly; spliceosomal snRNP assembly. The transcript is spliced from 2 exons. The record is from RefSeq and is a predicted model, not a curated record.
UUGCACCUUUCCUCGAGAAAGGAAGCACCGCAGCCUCCUGGUGCUGCUGCGCAGGAUCGUCUGCCCAAGGGAAGUAAGGCUAGCAGACCUUUCGGUCCUGGCAUCUCUUGUGUGGGAGCAGUCCUUGGAUAUAUUCGGUAUUGGAGGCGGUAUCCAAAUCAGGAGGCAGUGGCACCCGGGAACCGCGGCCUCUCCGAGCUGCUGCUGACCUUUCCGAACGGUCAGGGCAGCUUGGGAGCGCAGCGCAGCGCAGCAAUCCCUGCAGAGCUGUUCCCACAGGAAAAGCGGGCUUUGUUCCGCAAAUGGACUGUUUAUGGCUCGAUCCGCGCCGGGAGCUUCCAGUGGCAAGAGUCACUUGAGUUGGGACAGCCUCACCUCUCUGUGACCGUGAUUGUCACGUCUGGCAACUGCUAAAUUCCGGAUGGGAGAGCUCUGGUAACUACACUGACAGUAGUGGAGAAAAAAUGAUCGGUAGGGAUUAAACCUGAAGACUUUUGGAGUAUUUUGCUCAAAAGGUAUUUUGAACAAAACACUCUCCAGUCUCUGACCCAGAAGGGAUCAGUUGAACAACUACAAUGCAUAUAUAUAUAGAUAAAAACAAAUUAUGUUUCUUCUUCCCAUUGUUUCUGUUUUAAAGGGGAGCUGCUUUCCCAUUGUGUUGCUUGGUCUUAGAAUGAAAACAGAUUUGCUAUCCCUGCUUUUCAGUAAACUAUAACUGAAAGAAAGCAGUAGCUGAAUACGGUGACACAAGCCAUUCAUAAAUAAUCCCUGUAGUACUGCAGAAGUUGAAUUGAGACUUAAAAAAAAAAAAAGGAAAUUAUCUCAAGUCUGCAAAAAUAUGACUGUCUCAUUUCAUAGUACUGAAAACCCCCGGAGCGUGGCGGAGAGCGCUCGGCAGCGGCAGGGAGCGGGUCCCGCCCGGGUGCAGUUGCCAGGAGGCCUCGGCGGGGAGUGGGACGGGAACGCUUAUCCAUAGGCAGCAGAAGGGCUUGGACACAAGUGCUGUCCCAGUACACGAAGCAAAGGCGGUAAAAUUUUACCCUCAAGGGACGGCGAUCCCAAAGGUUUUGUAAGAGGGUAAGAGCAAUAAAUGGAAUCUUUAAAGCGUCGUGUGAGGCUUUGCUGGUGUGCCUUUAAAAACAGGUGAACUGUGUGUGAAAUUACAGAACUUCAGCUGUAUGCAAAACACUUGUGUGAACGUCUGCUUUUAAAAAAAGGUACAUUUUAUUUAACACGAAUCUUUAUCCUGGAGGCAAACACAGUUCUGAUGUGAAAAGCAAAGCAAAAGGCACUCACUGCGUCUUCUAAUCGCUCUGUUUGUUUUCUAGGUUCUGGAUGUAGGAAAUAUGAAUGACUGGCAGAAGAAGAGCCCUCUAGACUGGGAAACGUAUGUGAACAAAUUGGUGAAAGUUGUUGCAAUUGAGAAACAUGAGUAUGAAGGAUGGGUUUUAACAGUUGAUCCAGUUUCUGCCAGCAUUGUCCUUGCAGCAUUCCUGGAGAGUGAAAAGGUGUCCAUUUCAGUUGUCAUGGGCCAUGCUGUCCAAGAGGUUGAAAUACUGAAAGAAGGGGACGGUGAAAUGCAGCAACGCCUUUCUCGCAUAUUCGCGCCUAAGGAAAGCAAAGCCUACAGCCCAGAGGAACUGGAGAAGAGGAAGAAUGACUUGAAGACUUGGCUGGAAACAAACCACAUCCCCGUGGCGGAGCAAGGGGAGUCGGGCAGGACACUCUGUGUGGCGGGGGUGUUAACGAUUGACCCCCCGUACGGCCCCGAGCAGUGCAGCAGCUCCAACGAGAUCAUCCUGUCCCGGGUUCAAGGGUUGGUACAGGGUUAUCUGGAGAAACAACAGUGAUGUCUGCUGUUUAAAGCAGGAUUUGUCUUUAGGAAUGGGUCUACCUGCUGUGUUUUAGGAACUGUGCUGGGUAUCAGUAUUCACUGUUUGCAAAAGUGCUGGUUUUAGAUACUUUUGUCUGAUUUUUUGGGUAUGUAAAUAAAGGGAUAAAACAAACAGUAUAAACCAAAAGCACAAGCAUUUUUCGUGCACUAUUUUUUACUAAAAGCGAACCGUUAGAUAAUGAUGCUGUAUUAAGCUGAUUUAUCACUUAAUAUAUCAAUUUUGUAUUUUUGUAGCAGUAUUGUGAAAGGUGAUACACAAUAAAUUUUAAACUGUGUUUUCCUCUGCCUUUAAA